UUGUGGAGUGAUGUGGGUGGGAAGGUCAUCCACCUGGUGGAGCGGGCCCCCCCGCCCCCCUCCCAGCCGGGCUCCGGGUCGGGGGGCUCCUCGGCCGACAGCGGGCCGUCCUCCUCCUCCCCUGGAGCCCCGCAGCCGCCUCCCCACGACCGAAACGCCAACAGCUACGUGAUGCUGGGCACCUUCAACCUGCCCGUCAACAUCAUGGACCCCCAGCAGAUUCAGGUGGGUCCGCUCAGGCCCGGGACUCCCUCAGGCUCUUUGUGUUGA
This is a messenger RNA of Menidia menidia (Atlantic silverside), 270 nucleotides long. The record is from the annotation of a GenBank genome assembly. NCBI's taxonomy places the organism in Eukaryota, Metazoa, Chordata, Actinopteri, Atheriniformes, Atherinopsidae.